AUACUAAUAUUCUUUGAUGUUGAACCGCAAACACGAAUUUUACAAGUUCUUACUUUAAAUAUGCCAGCUUGGAGGACAUAUUUUACCAAUGUACCGCCUACUGUGAAAACUUUGACUUUUUCUAUAGUUUUCGUCUCGGCACUUGGGGCUUUAAAGAGAUUUCACAGAUGGACUGAAAAUCCUUUCGCCACAAAUGUUUUGCCUAAUUUUGCAUUGGUUCCAGGCCAUGCAAUACAAAAUUUUUGGACAUUUUUUACAGCAGGUUUCUUAGAAACUAACCCUGCGUCAUUAAUAGGAAGCAUCAUUGCGAUGGUCGCAUGUGGGAAAUAUUUAGAAAGAGCCUGGGGAUCAAAAGAUUUUUUGAAAUUUGUUGGAAUAAUUCUUAUUGGGGUUACUUUGUCAACCUAUUUUACAUACUUAUUGGAAUAUGUUAUUACUGGUGAUGAACAUUAUUUGUACGAGUAUAAAUUCAUCCUUGAUUUACAUUACAGGUUUGAAGUAGAGGCGAAUGGAAUGAUUGGUGUUAUAUGUGGAUUUUUAGUUGCAUUAAAGCAACUUGUACCCGAACAUUUGGUCCGAAUUCCAUUAUCAAUUCGCAUCAAGCACUUUCCCGGCAUAUUUGUCAUAUGGAGUUUUGCUUAUUUUCUUAUAUUCGAUGCACAAUCGCAAUUUUUAUUUGUAAUAUAUGGAUGGCUCAUAUCUUGGACAUACAUUAGAUUUUUCAAAAUGCAAGAUGGGUUACGUGGAGAUCGUAGUGAAACCUUUUCAAUGGCUAGUUUUUUCCCAGAAUUCAUUCAACCACCUAUAAAAAUAAUCUCAAAAUUGGUAUUCAAUAUAUUAGUUUUGCUAAGAUGUUGUAAACCAAUAAAAAAAAGACGAUUUGCUUUGGAUUUGGAAAGUUCUUUUCAUGUUAGUGCGCCUCCUAUGCCAGGAAGUGCGAGAGCUGAAGCCGAAAGGCGAAGAGCAUUAGCACUUAAAGCAUUGGACAAACGUUUACAUUCAACAAAUAAUAAGCCAAACUAUAAUCCUGCAUUCCCCUUUCCAUUUUUAUCACCAGAUUCAAAACGUUCAACGGGUGAAACUACCCAAAUUUCAACAACAAAUAAUAAUUCAAAAACUCCUAAUGAUUCAUCAUCGAAUUUUGGGUCUGUAACACCCGGUGUAUCUUCUGAUCCGGUUUUGUUUGAUGUAAAAGAACAUUUGGAUGAAAAAGAUUUAUAA
Dentiscutata erythropus is the source of this 1221-nucleotide messenger RNA. NCBI's taxonomy places the organism in Eukaryota, Fungi, Glomeromycota, Glomeromycetes, Diversisporales, Gigasporaceae. The record is from the annotation of a GenBank genome assembly.